Molecule: messenger RNA, 464 nt
Organism: Impatiens glandulifera
Lineage: Eukaryota; Viridiplantae; Streptophyta; Magnoliopsida; Ericales; Balsaminaceae
Product: oleosin G
Exons: 1
Coding region: 15-464 (149 amino acids)
Biological process (GO): lipid storage
Cellular component (GO): membrane; monolayer-surrounded lipid storage body
Source: RefSeq, a predicted model, not a curated record
UGUACGUAAUAACAAUGGCCGAUCGGCAACCCGGAAACGCAUUCAUAUGGCGGCUCCAGAACAACCGCCGUCCGUCGUCAGCUCAGGCGGUUGGAUUAAUGGCACUAUCUAUAUCAGGCGGAAUUCUCCUCUUACUAACGGGUAUCACAAUGACUGCAACAGUCUUAGCCAUAAUUUUAUUCUCUCCUUUUCUGUUCAUAACGAGCCCGAUCUGGGUUCCUUUUGCUGCACUCACGUUCUUCGUUGUCGCCGGAUUUCUAUCCAUGUUCGGCUUCGGAGUGGUGGCGGUGGCGGCAUUGGCAUGGGUUUAUAGGUACUAUAGGGGGUUUAAUCCGCCCGGUUCGGACCGGAUCGAUUAUGCGAGAAGCAGGAUUGCUGAUACGGCUACACAUGUCAAAGAUUAUGCUAGGGAAUAUGGUGGGUAUUUGCAGACUAAGGUUAAAGACGCGGCACCCGGCGCAUGA